Terrapene triunguis (Three-toed box turtle) is the source of this 1155-nucleotide messenger RNA. It is a transcript of the gene TFEC, whose product is annotated as transcription factor EC. Lineage: Eukaryota; Metazoa; Chordata; Testudines; Emydidae. The record is from RefSeq and is a predicted model, not a curated record. Gene Ontology annotation, biological process: regulation of transcription by RNA polymerase II. The coding region runs from base 1 to 1155 and encodes 384 amino acids. The transcript has 8 exons. Gene Ontology annotation, cellular component: nucleus. Gene Ontology annotation, molecular function: DNA-binding transcription factor activity, RNA polymerase II-specific; protein dimerization activity; RNA polymerase II cis-regulatory region sequence-specific DNA binding.
AUGCCUCAUUUAACAGACUGUUCUUACUACAAGGUACAAACACACUUGGAAAAUCAAUCUAGACAUCACAUUCAGCAAAGCCAGAAACACCAAGUGAAACAAUACCUGACACUUGACACCAAGCUCUCCAGCCAAACCCUCUCACUGUCCCACUGCCAUACAGUCCAGCCUGCAGGAGCUACACCCGUUCCAAGAAACGGACAUAUGCCUCCUGUCAGCGAUAUUGGCGCUCCAGAAAGUCCAGUUACCAAGUUACUGGGUCUUGGAGGACAACAUGAAAAUGUGAUGGAGGAGGUUAUUGAUGACAUCAUCAAUAUGGAAUCAAGUUUUAAUGACGAAGGGAUAGGUUGCUCCGAAGCUACACUACUAAUGCAAAGAACUCUGUCCAGUAGCAUUUUGGAUAUAUACAACAGGGAUCAAGGAUUGUCACCUUCUAAUAUGGGUCUUACAAAUGCUUCCUGCCCAUCUUCUCUACCAGUAAAAAGGGAAAUCACAGCAGAUACACGAGCAAUGGCAAAGGAGAGGCAAAAAAAGGACAACCACAACCUCAUUGAAAGAAGAAGAAGGUAUAAUAUUAAUUACCGAAUCAAGGAGCUUGGCACGCUUAUUCCAAAAUCUAAUGAUCCUGAUAUGCGCUGGAACAAAGGAACUAUUUUAAAAGCAUCAGUGGAGUACAUCAAGUGGCUACAAAAAGAACAACAGAGAGCUAGAGAAUUAGAACACAGACAGAAGAAAUUAGAGCAGACUAACAGAAGACUUCUACUUCGAAUUCAGGAACUAGAAAUACAGGCUCGUGCACAUGGGCUACCACUCAUGUCUUCACUCGGUGCUGUGGAUGUAGCUGCCCAGGUCAUCAAGCAACAGACACAUCCAGAGGAGAAUUCCAUAGACUAUUCUCAGCAACUGGUUCCGGUACAUGGACCAAGUGCUGACCUUUGUGAUGGAUCAACAGCCUUUUCUGAUCCUCUCUCGCAUUUCACCGAUUUGUCUUUUAGCGCUGCUUCAAAAGAAGAACAAAGGUUGGAGGAAAUCUUGCUGGAUGACACAAUAUCACCAUUUGGAACAGAUCCACUCUUGUCUUCAAUAUCGCCUGCUGCAUCAAAAGAGAGCAGCAGAAGAAGUAGCUUUAGCACAGAUGAUGGAGAGGAUUUCUAA